AAAGAAUAACUCUGCCCCGGCCUGGGCCCCCGUCACUUUUUUGCGCGCUCCAAAAUUUCAAUAUUACAUAUUCGCACGUUGCGGCGGCAGUUCGAGCGGGCCAACCAACCUCAAUCUCCCGUGUGUGAUUAUCAACAUCAUCAUCAUCAUCAUCAGCGUAUUUACCUUUUUUUUUUUCGAUUAGUUUUUUUCUCGCCAAAGCGAAUGGUUUAGUUUGUUUUUGUACGGAAGCACGGCGACACUCGUCGAUUUUUAUUUAAUUUUUUUUUUUUGGUUUCGGCGUGUUUUUUUUUUUUGGUUUUUGGGAAAUUUGAAGCGCGGAACUGUGACGUUUUGGUGCGCGUCCACACACAUACACACACGCGUGAUUUCUCCCGAGGAAAUUCGUAAAAGAGCGGGAAAAGUAGUGGGUUCGGAUCAGAAUGGACUUGUCGCCGUCGUUGGUUGGACAUAAAUGACUUAAGGACGUAUUUUGUACUUGAGCAGCAUAAAAACCGACGACAAUGGUGGACACUCAACAUUUUUGUCUGCGCUGGAACAAUUACCAGAGCAGCAUCACUUCCGCUUUUGAGAACCUCCGUGACGACGAGGAUUUCGUCGAUGUGACGCUCGCGUGCGACGGUAAAAGCCUGAAGGCGCAUCGCGUCGUUUUGUCGGCCUGUAGUCCCUACUUUCGAGAGUUACUUAAGUCGACACCCUGUAAGCACCCUGUGAUAGUACUCCAAGAUGUUGCUUGGACCGACCUCCAUGCCCUAGUGGAGUUCAUUUACCAUGGAGAAGUAAAUGUCCAUCAACGAUCUCUGUCUUCUUUCCUUAAAACCGCCGAAGUCUUAAGGGUCAGCGGACUUACGCAGCAACAUGGAGAUGGAAGAGAACAGUUAGCACAAGUACAAAGCUUAAUAAGAUCUCAACAGCAACACCAAGCACCCCCCACUCCCCCGAUCCCCAACCAUCACACUUACACGGAUAAAUUAGUGGAGGAUGCCCUAUUUACGUCCCCCUCGUCCCCCCCACAUGGAGCCACUGUCAAUCAGCUUUUAAGGAGGGCGGCAAUGCAGUACAGACGAGAACGAUUUGACAGAAGGAUAUCGUCCGAUCCGGAAACCGACCAUAAGAGAGCCCGAUCAGAACACAUUAUAGGAAAUAACAACAAUAACGAAUUGAAUUUAUCACAUAAUCCGCCUCAGACUCAGCCCGCCGACUUCUCGCCCAGUGCCAUGAAAAAUAACGCCCUUAAUUUGAAUAUAAAUUCGUCUCCGUUGACUAAAUCGGAAAUCGUUGAAGGAAAUGGCAUUAGCAGUACGGACCGAGAGAACUCCCCAUGCUCCCCCUCACCCACCCAUCCCCUUUCACGGUGUCACAGCGAUAGCAAUGAGAAUAACGUCAAAAAUGAACCUAUAGAGAUGAUGUGCAGCACUAACCAGCCAGAUGAGAAUAGUAAUGACUCGGGAGAAAAUGCACCGAAUGAAAAUGGUCCGAACAAUUUACCCCACGGUCCCCACUCGGGGGGCAGUUCGGCGGGGGAUCACGAUGACCACGACAGCCCCAUAGCCCCCUACCUCACCCCAUCAGAGAGUAAUAAACUAUUCGCCACUGCUGCCGGGGGGUUUAAUUUUAGUAUGGCCGCCCUCGCGGCCGACCCCGCCGCCCUAGGAAACCUCUUCGUUCCAGGUCUGAAUCAAUCGCUGCAAGGUAACGACACGUUGGCCGGUACGUCACAAGGACCGAUGAGAAUGCCGCCCCCGACCAGCGGCGGCAUCAACGAGCCCCAAGAGUGUCCGUACUGUAGGCGCACCUUCAGCUGCUACUACAGCCUUAAGCGGCACUUCCAAGACAAACACGAACAGUCGGACACGCUGUACGUGUGCGAGUUCUGUCACCGACGGUACCGCACCAAGAACUCGUUGACCACCCACAAGAGUCUACAGCACCGGGGCUCCAGCGGGAUGCUGAAGCGGCUGUUGAAGACCACCGCGAUCAAGAGCGUGUUGGGGGUGGCGGCCAGCGUUAGUCCGCCCCACGGCGGCCAGAGGCCGCAGUAAGGUUUGAGGUUGUUUGAUAUGUUCGCGAUUUUUUUUUCUCUCUUCUUGGUUUUACGUUUCAAAUUUUUGGCGGGGUUUUUUUUUCUUUCGGCUGAAAUGACAUUGUUUUAAGGAAGGGAGUCUGGCAACAUCGGUUGUUUUAUGUCAGUGUUGUCGGAUGUCAUAAGAGUUAUCGCAUGCGCUGUUUUAAUCAUCGUAAGUUUUUAUUGAAGAAGUCCAUUUUGGAAAUGGAGUAAAUGGAUGCUAAUAUUGUUUUAGGAGUUAUGGAUUUCGAUGAGAUCACUCAUCAUCAUUGGAAUCUAAAAUAUGUUUAUAAUCAAAAUCGUACAAGGUUUAAAAAGUCAUUACAAAGGUGAAAUGCACAAUACAGUCUUGUACUAGAACUACAAAUUAAUUUAAAAGAACUUGAUUGUUUAAAAACAAUUAAAAGCAUAAAUAUUAAAAUUGCGCAGAAGGUGAUGGCAUCUAAUAAUUAUUAACCAUUGAUCCAGGCCAAAUGUCAUUUAAAAUAUAUUGCGAAAGGUUGAAAAAUGUUGAAGCUGGAGAUAAACAGACCAUAAUAUGAAUCACUUAUUUGAGAAACCCCACAUGUUCAAAAAUCAAGAUUUUAAGAAAAACUGCUUUAAUUAACUUAAAAAUCUAAAAAAGCAAGUGUCCCAAAAUAAAGUAUGGGUACUUGCUGUAAAGUUUUUAGCAAAAAUGAAAACCAAAAUCUUAUGGUCUUGUGAGAAAAAAAUUAAAAUGGCCGUGGACAUGUGGGGUUUCUAGAAUAAACAUACAACUUUUUUUGAAAACGAGUUUAUGAAGUCGAAAUAAUAUCAAAUACAAUACAAAAUAAUAGAAAAACUCUGUCAAUCUUCAUUAACAUUGUCAUCGUCACCACCAACAGUUGGCCAUUCAAAUAUUUGCCGAUAAAGGUUUUCAAUUUCUUCGCCUUUUCCUUCUAUAAACCUCUCAAACUUUUUGAUAUUCAACAUUUUUUUUGCACUGAUUGGGAUUUUUGUAUUAGGGGGGUAUGCAACGACUGCUGGAACAGUUCUGACAACGGUAAAUGUUCCUAACCUAAAUUUAUGCUCUACAAGGCCAUCAAUAAAGUUUGGGGCAGUCACGACGCCUUUUUCGGGUUCACCUUGGCAAAAUCCCUGUCACAUGGCAUGUAGGAAUGUCCUCUUAUGGGAAAAUACUGGUUCACACUUUGAAAUCGUCCGAGGUCUGUAAGGCCUAAGCACAUCCUAACAACUGAAUGGUUUUUAUUCUGGCCACCGUAUCCGUCAGAAAAAAUAUGGAAAUGUUCAAUGUUUGGUGGAAAUUCACUAUUUAUAAAAUCCAUAAUAAAGGAACAAACCUCAUUUGGUCCUUUUUUGCCUAUACCUUCAUGGUAUACAUAAAACAUUGUUUUUCCAGACUGAAGGUCGUGGAUAUUAACACUUAGAGACAAGCUAAAACGUUCCUUGAAUAUCUUGCGAUAAAAGCUGUACUUCACAGAUGAUUCGGGAUAUUUGUUGAUAAAUAACUCAUGCAUUUUUUUGAUGUCCAAUUUUUCACUAAGAUAGUGAUAGUGUCGACUGCCAUAAUGUGAUUUUUUUUAAGGGAAAUAUACGAAUAUGUUCCUCUAAUUACCUGACCACCCCUCCAGGUUUUGCAUUUCCUGGGGUACUUUUACCUCGUCUAUUGUUAGGUGAUUUUCCCAAUGAUAAUAAACAAGUGUCGAACAUGGUCUACGGUGACGCCACGGAUACUAACAAAAGAUUUGCAAGGUUUUGCAAACACUAAACUUUCCUGAACUAGAAGACACCGUAUUUAUAUGAUUUGCUUUUUGGUAUUGCAUUACUAAUACUCUAGGUCGUUUUCUUGAAAUUUCUGAACACUCGAUUGAAGUCUGCAAAUAUGCAUCUUGUUCAUUUUUCGUUUUAAUGCCGAUCUCCUUUGGGAAUUUUAUGGAAACAGCGUUAUCUACAUCUAAAAGCGAAAAACAUAGUAAAAUGAAACUUAAAUCGACAAAAAUAAAAUUAUUUAUCUUACUGGCAUGGUUUACCUAUUGCCCGCUCCUUUACUUUAAUGCCUCUGUAAUUCAGAUAUUCUUUGCUUUCACUUCAUUUUUAUAAAUAACUUGUUUAAAUCCCUUUUUGCGUUUUUUAGGAAUAACUUCCACAGAAACAUCCUCCUCGGAUGACGACAUUGUCAAAACUAAAUAUAAAUAAACGCAGUACGCAAGGCAUGCUAUUUGCCACGUAGGCGUUUAUUUGAGAAACACCACGGGCCGGGACUUUCAAAUUAAUUUUUUCAAAUAAAUACAUAUUUUAAAGUAGCGCUGAAAGCGUUAUAUGGGUUGGACAUGUGUGAUUUCUCUGUAAAAUAUGCGUCUAUUAUAGAAGACAUUACGUUUGGCGAUACAAACGUCUAGAGGACGCCACUUACAGCAUUUUUUUGGUAAUUCAAAUUAAAAUUUUUAUUAUCCAAAAUUGACACAAUACAGUGUAUGGAAUUCGUCUAUGUUCAAAGAAGCUAAAGUUUCAACCAUUACAUAGCUAAAUCUACACUAUCACUAAACCUAGUUUACACACUCAAAAACAUGAUUGAGCCACAAACUUAAUAAAUAUACCUGGACUGCUAAUGCAUAUGGCCACCAUACCCAAAAAUGACCACUGUCUGGUGGCCGCCAUUUUUAUAGUGGUUGUGUCCUUUUGGAGUUGGUCACUCUGAACAUUUCUAGUGUUGCCAACAAAAAAUAUAUAAAUAACGGUAAUGAAGUUGACGACACUAACGUUUGACGUGUGACCUGUCACGAACUAAAUUAAUUUUUUUCAUUGUCAUUGUUUUUAAACCAUCAUUGGGAUUCUAAAAUCACGACUCGACACGAUCACUCGAUAUGACUUCUAAAUAACAUUCUCAAUUGUGAGUAUAGCGGAUUGCCUAGUUUUUGGCGAUUUUUAAACGACGCUUGGGUAUAUCGUCUGCAACAGGCGAUGUAGCUUUCUCCUUAUUUAAUAUCUGGAUAUUGUAUCACCGUCCUUAAUUAAACGUAUUUGGUUCACUGCUUCUCAAAACCGAAUUAUUGUGAAUUGUCUGUCUGUGUUGUUUAUGAUAGAAUAAUAUAUAGAGUUGUUUAUUUUUACUAAUAUAAACCCUUGCUAAUUACAAACCCUCAUAAAAUUAUCUGAGAAUUAAUUUAUUUUAUAAAUUUUAAUGAAAUUCUUGAGGUAUAAGAAAAAUCACAGAUCUAACGCAACUAUCUUAAGUUCUUUAAAAUCACUGCUGGGGACGAAAAAAAGAUGUUCUGACAACACUGGAGCGGGUAUUAAAGUUUAUUCACUACUCAAUGACAAUUGAUAGACUAGACAUGGUUGCCGGCUCUAUUUUAAAUCAGUCUUAUCGAGAAAUUUCUUUAAUCAAAAUCAACAGAUUUUUACGUUUUUUGUUUAGCAUUGUUGCCGCUUCGUUUUUUUUAAGAAAGUGACAGGCAAGAACCAGCGUUGCCUUCGUUUAUUUUUUGAGAACUACUGGUGAGAAAACUAAGACGAAUAAUGAAUACAUGGUUCGAUAUAGGGUAGAGUGCGCACUUAAGGUUUAAUCAGGUAAAAAAUCCAAACGAAUUGCGUUGAGAAUAUAUAUUUUUUUAUUUAUGACUGGUGAUACUUAAACAACAAAAUGAGGUAUAAUUCGCAAACUAAACAUCAGUACUUCCACAGAAAAAAUUAAACUUAAAAAAAGUGAUUUUGCGCACUCUUAUAAACCUGCUUUUUAAGAGUACGCAUUUAGUAUUGUAAGAGUACGCACGCAAUUUUAUGAACAUAGGUCACAUGUAUAAGAACCAGAACCCUCGUAGGCACUGCAAUUUUUAUGCCACCAUUCAGCACACAAUAUGCACUCAAUCCAGUCUUCUGUAACAGGUACUUUAAAUGUUUUGUUGCACCCUGGACAGCUCCACAUUUUCUUAUGAGGCGGUGAUUUUGGCUUCUUCAAAACAGCUUUUCCAUUUUUCGGUGUAUUCUUUGCUCUCUGAGGUUCACAGCGCAUUUUAUUUUGAAACUCCCUUCCGAAAGCUCUUGUGGUGGUGGUAGGUUAUCGCCCAUAUCUAGUUUGACUAUGGGUUUCGGUUUUUUUUUUCUCUUUUUCUUCAAUUAGUUGGUCCUUAUAUGGGGAGCUGGUGAUAAUUUCCGACUUUUUGCUUCUGCGACUUGUUGACCUGAACGUAAUUGAUUUGGGUAAUGGAGAAAUUGUUGUUAAUUUAACAUAAGUUGAUGAUGUUCCAGAACUGUUCGAUAAAUCAAAUGUUUUGGUUUCUGGCGCUACAGCAACUGUUUGUUCCAAAGUUGAAAUGAUUGCAGAUGUAUUGGAAACCAGCUCUGUAGGCUGAGGUUAAUUUUUCUUAGUAGUGGAACUCUCAAGAACAACAGUUGGACUGUCAAGAACUUUGGAAGCAUUUUCAGAGGCUAAUUCAGAGAUUUGAUAAGGUUGAAUAUUGAUUUUAGAUGUUGAGUUAUCAGCGACUUCUAAUUGAAUGUAUGGCGCUUCUACUUGCGUAGCUACUGUAGCUGUAGCAGAAUUUUCUCGUUCUGUGACUAAAGUGGCCAUGCAGUCAGCUUCGGUAAAUAUAUCAUCAUUAAAGGGACAUAUCCCUGUCACUUUAAAACCUUCAAUCGCAUUCGUUAAAGUAGCAGCUUUAAAAUAUGCAGGUGCAAAUAUUGAAGCAAUUUGGUAGACCGUAAUUACCCGCCCUGGAUGGUUCGUCAACCAUUUUUCACACUCGUUGGAAUAAAACUUUUUUAACGGGCUAAAAAAACAUCGGUCAAGUGGCUGCAUACGGUGGCUACUAUGAGGAGGAAGUGUUAAUGCGAUAAUGUUAUAUGCGAAAAAAAUCAACUGCUGCAAUAGAACAAUAGAAGUGUGGUUAUCCAUUGUCAUUAGUACUGGUUGUUCCUUUGUUGGCUUAGCAUGAUCUCGAAAAUGUGUGGCAUAAUCAACAAACAAAUCCUGAUUGAUCAAACUACUAUCAGAUACCAUUCCAAUUGAAGAUGGCGGAGCUCCGUCCAAAAGUUCUGCCUUCAUUCUUUUACGUGGAUAUAUAAAUGCGGGAGGAAUAAAUUGUCCACUAGCACUAAUUGCACAUACAACAGUAACAUUGGUUCCCCGUUCUGCGCUUGAUAUUUCAUUGACACACCUUUUUCCUUUUGUAAAGAAAACUUUAGGGGGUUUGUUUGGGACAGUUAAAAAUCCCGAUUCGUCCAUAUUGUAAAUUGCAUGUGGCGGAAAAACGGCGAGAGGUUUUUAUAAAACCGCUCACACUGUGGUUUAUUAAACCCAACAGCCCUGGCGACGCUUGUAGCGGUGGGUUGCCUUAAUGUAACAUCUUUGUGCCGUUUUAAAAAUCCACGCAGCCAGCCCUUGCCUGCCAUUUUUGAAGUUAUAUUAAAACGAUGUUUUAAUUUGAUUUUUCAGCGAACUCAAAUGCUAGACUUCUUAGAGCUCUAGAAGUUAACCCGUAAAACAUGUUGUCUAUUGUUUUAAUAUAAUUACACAACUCUUCUUCCAUUUCUGCUGUUAAAGUAAUGUCGAAUCUUUCUGGUUUUGUAGCUACAGUUGUCCUUUUUAGCCUUUUUCUUAACGUGCUUUCCGCCAUUCCUAAGGAUUUUGCCACGCUUCUCUUACUUUCUCCAUUUUCAAGCCUCUGUCUUGCUGCCUCCAUAACCGCCGGUGAGCAUAAAGCACGUUGAGAACUUCGUUUUCUGCCAGACAUGCUGAAAAACAAGAAAAAAUACGUUUAAUCCGUUAGAACAAAAAAACUGGUUUGUAAGAGUGCGCGCGUACUCUUACAAUAUUAAUGAUUGCGCACUCUUACAAAACGAGCGUGUUUUAAAAAGCGUCAGUACUGCCUCCAUCUUGGUUCGAAAUUGUAAACAACGGUAUGAUUUACACGAUUCUUCAAGGUUUAUUGUAAGCAUGACAAAAUAUGACCGCGAAAUUCUUGAAAACUACAGUUGUGUACAAUAUCCAAAAUGUCAAAAUAUAAUAACAAAACAGAUAAAAUUCCUUAAACUUACUUAAUAACGUUAUUAUGGCUAUUCAUUUGCUUAAAAUGCACAAGAAACAUGCAGAUACUCCUCUUAAUCAGUACGAACUAACACCUUGUUGUUGUCGACAACGUGCUCCAAAAAUCGACGAGUGCGUACUCUUAUUGACUGCGCACUCUUAGACCACUGUACCAUAAGCAUAAUUUUAUAUCUAUGAAAUCAAUGACAAAUGACAGGUAAAACAUUAUUGCCAAUUCUAUCGUAAACGCGUUUUCUCGCCAAGGUGUUUUUGACAAAAGUAACAGAUUGUUUGAGAAAAUUAAUGGAAGAGAAAAACAAUAUUUUGGCAACGCUGGAACUGUUAUGUAAGUUUAUCCAGAUUUGUCAAAAUUAAUGACAAGUAAAGUAUAAGGCGCUGUUGGCAAUAGUUUAGUUUAAAACUAAAAUUUCACACACUCAAAUUCACAUCAAGUAUAAUUAAAGUUUUUUUUUUGCUGGUGAAAGAAUUAAAUUCAGUUGUGGAAACAAUAGAUCGAAAGCAUAAUCGUCAAGACGUUUGGGUGAUCUGACAAAACCAAUGACAAGUGACAAAUAAGACACGAUUGCCACAUCUACUCAAUAUUAGUUCUAUUAAUAUUCAUUUUAUUAAUAUAAAACGGAAAGGAUGUUCUAACAACACUGGAACACUAACUGUUCUAACAACACUAUUUUAAGUUAGUUUUGGCAAGCCUGGAACAGUUAUGUAAGUUUAUCCGUUAAUUUGACGUCAAGAUCUCUCGAAAUUAAUAACAAGUGAAAUAUAAGGCGUUGUUAGAAACUCUACCAAGAAAUUCCUGUGCAAGCACUGUAUCGUUAAAAAUGUAACUUUAGCAACCAAUUCUUAUCAAUAACCGAUUUAAAGUUUUUUUGCUCAUGAGAGAAUUAAAUAUUGCAAUUCAGUUGUGGCAACACUGGAUCGAAAACGUAAACGUCAAAACAUUCAGGUGAUUUGUCACAGCCAAUGACAAGUGACAGAUAAGACUCUGUUGCCACUUCUAUGUAAUAUUAGUUCUGUCGAAAUAUUUUUUUUAAUAAAAUAGGAAGUUUUCUAAACGGUAAAAAAUAUUCUUGCAACACUGGAACAGGUAUAAAAGUUUAUUCACUACUUCAAUAAAAAUUGAAAGAAAAGCCAUGGUUGCCAGCUCUAUUUUAAAUCAAAAUGUCAUUUCAACGAACCCGCCAAUAUAUAUUUAAAAAAAAAAUCAUACAAAUCACACAGUCACUGCCUUAAAAGUGACGGCCUAGCCUCCACGAAAGUACAAACUAAAAAUAGUUAAAAAAAAAUGAAAAAGAAACUUAUUGUAGUUUUAUAAGAGUAUCUCCUUGGUAUCGUUAUAAAAAAAAAUCAUAUAUUUAUAUAACGUAACGAUUGUCAAAAUUUUGAUGGAGGUUUAUACAAAAUAAAAAGGAAAAAUGUUAUAUUACGACAUAUCUUAACCAUAUCAUAACGUUCUCACGGUAUCCUUAGGCAUAAUUAUCACAAUAUUUAUCACAAAAGCUGACAGACUAUCACGAUCAUUAUCCCUUUCUGUGUUUCUGUGAUGUUUAUGAAAUUGUUAAUAAAAGAAAAAAAUAAUAAUAAAUUCUUCGUCGUGGCCAAAAAAAAAAAAAAAUUGUUAAGGUAUAUAGGCAAAGUGCUCAUUGUAAUAUGUCUUUUUAGCAUCGGUAAGCGUAUAGGUGUACAAGCCCUACAUUAAAAAUGUACGGCUUUAGUUGGUAAACAUUAUUUGUAAAUCUUACUUAACGAAAGAAAAUGUUAAAUUAUGUAUGUUUUAAUUGUUAAUUUUUAAGGAGGACUCCCUCUUGUGUCUGUGAGUGUCUCACUAAAAUGGGUAUUUUCCGGUUAUAAAAGUGGGGCGUGCUGGAUAUUUUCGAUUUUUUCCUACAAAAAAAAACUGGAUAAUCCAAUCCAGGAUUACCAUUAGGCAAUGGUUUAUUUUGUAUGGUCUUCCAGGUAUUUAAAGUAAAUUUUUUUUAAAAAUAUAUUAAUUGCAGUGUUUCAAUUGAAAUAAAGACGUUAGUGGGCAGUUUUGAAGAAAAUAGAGGCUUACUUCGUUAUUUUAAAUGGAACACUACAUAUUAUUACAAUGUUAGAUUCUAUAAAAAAUGCCAUAUUAUUUUGAUUGUACUGGUCAAUUUUUAAAUUUCAUUCAAAAUUGUGAGUUACGCCUUGUUCAUAUUUAAUGGCGCUAAAAUUGAAAAUAUCCAUCAGGACCGACUGAAAAUAUUCUGAACAAACCUACAUAUCUUCCCAGGGUUAAAUAUAAUAAUUAUCAAUUUUUUUGUAUAUAGGAUAAACAUGUGCCAAUUUUUAAUUAUUAUUAAUAAUAAACAAUUUUAAUUAUUAAUUACGUUUAAAAACAAACAAACAAUAAUUAAUUUUAAGUCUCUGAAUGCCAAACGAAUGGGUUUUUUCGGCGCUUGGGCGCACCGGAAAUGAAUUGAAAAAAAAAUUAGUUUGGGCGCGGUAAGAUGUUUCGUUUUUUUUAUUUUAGGCAAAAUUUUAAGCGCCCAAACGUCGAUUGUGAUUUUGUUUUUUUUUAUUUAUUUAUUUUAUUUAUUUAAAUCGCUGUGAUUGUUUAUUAGGUUUAACGGGUUUCCGGUGCGGCCGUCGCCACUUUAUUAUUAAUUUAGUCUCGAGGAAAAUUACUGAUGCAAGGCCAAAUAUUACAAAAAAAAAAUUCAGAAUUUUUUUUUUGUACGUUUGGUUUGAUCUGAACAAUUAUAGGCACGCUUAUUUGUAUUAAGCAUACAUUUUUGACGACUGUAUCUUUAGUGCUGUGACUUUUAUUACUAUUUAAAAAAAAAAUAAUAUUUUUUGUUUGGGAAAAAGCAACGUCUGACUAGGUUAAAAGAAAGGAAAAGAAAAAAAUUUGGUUUAAUUUAUUUUAAUUUUGUGAUAUGGCCCUACCAAAGACGCCCUUUUCGGUUUUAUUUUUUUGAAUUUUUUUUGUUUAUUUUUGCGUAUUCACGAGACGUACUUCGAAACAAGUGUGCCAUCGAUUGGAAAUAAUUCACAGGUCUACAAACGUUUUGUUGUAAUAAAGCCGGGAGUCAUUUCCAAAAUAUUUUUUAACGUAGAAUCCAGUCUGAGGUAAUGUAACUGCAAAAUUGCUUGUUUUAACAACAUUUGAGGUUAUGCGUAUGAUGCAAAUAUAUUUAUGUGACCAAAUUUAAUUUUAAAAAUUAUUAUUGGAAAGUCGGGAAAUCAACAUUUCAGUAUUUUUUAUACAAAAGAAAGAAAUCUGGCAAAACAUUAAUGAACGAGGAUAUGUGCAGUUUUAAAGAAAAUAGAAGGUAACUUCGUAAUUACAACUUGUAUAUUAUUAAAUUUUCGGAUUCUACAUAAAAAUGCAAGAAAUUCGAUGGGUCGCAUGCCAUAGGUACAUUGGUUGAAUUGUUUUCAAAAUAUAAGCAGUUCAAGUUUAGAAAAAAAAAAUUUACCGUUUAUAUCUUGGAAACGGCUUAACAAAAGUAUGACUAUUAGGUAAUUGGAUAAGGCGCAAUUUGAAACGAUGAUGUAGCUGAAUAUGGCGAGUUUUGAUUCGUUUUGUAAUACAGACCGGCUAGGUAUUAGCACAAGGAAUAAUAAAAUACAUUUACCACGAUUUUUACGAAAAAUGGAUAAGACGAGUUUUGAUAUGGAACGCAUCAUAUAGCGGGUGACACAGAAAACAGAGAACACUUAAUAACUUUUUUACUGUUUAAAGAUAAACAAAUGAAAUUUGGUACAUCGAUAGAAUAGUAAUUAUAAGAGCAUCUUUUGACAUAUUCUAUUGUUUUCCAUCACUUCCAGUUUAACAGGAAGAGACACUUACGCAAUGCUGCAGAGUGCGAUAUUUUGGAUUUAUUCUCGCAUUAGCAAGCUCAGCACUAUCUAUUCCAAAUUCUAAUUUUAACUCGUGAAAAUUGACAGACUCAGUCAAUCUCAACCCAUCACUAAAAUAUGAUUCAAAACGUGAUCUAACGUCAUCUCUGGGACUAAAAAAAGAAGCUACCUCUGCAGUCAGCUUUUUCUCGUUAUCUGUCUUUUCGGAAACUUUGUGCUCUUUUGAGGGAUUCAUUGGGAUUGGCGGUACUGCCGUUUCCAAAAGUUGCAUGGUAAGAUUUUCUUUGAAAGUCGUUAUUGAAAUUUUUUUCUCGAUAACCCUUUGUGGACGGCAGUGCAACUUUCAGAUAAGAGCACAGAUCGUUGUCAUCUAUACCAUGACAACCAUCCCGCUCGUUCGGUAAUUACCGCCGAUUCUCCGUACAGCUCGGAGGCUAAUUUGCAUCGAAUAUAUUUUAUGGGACUUGAUAGGUUUAUUUAUUGUUAUUUGUUAUUCUAAUUGCCUUACAAUAUUAAAAUUUAGCGAAAGUAUAAAAGAUAUAUUGAGUAAAAUAAAAAAAUAAAGUUUUAGUAAAUAUUUGUAAUAUAUCAUGUAAUAAAUGGCAGCAAAUUUCUUUUUUUAUCGGAGAGCUUUUUAAUAUACUUUUAGAACAUUUUUUUUUAUCAAGAAAGUUAAAAAUAAAACGCAUUUUAUAGUUUAUAGGAAAGCAUGAUAUUUAUUCUAAAAAAAAACAAAAAAGAACACGUAUUUAUCUGUAAUUUUCCUCGGUGUGAUAUUUCUCAAAGCACUCCCCGGGAUGCAAAGCAGGGUGGUCUUGACAUGUUUUGCAAUAAUAGGUAGUAGUUUUUCGGCCACCUUUUUUUGAUCGAUCACUGCAAACUUUGCAAUCGGAAUUAUUUUUUCUUGCAUAAAUGGCAUGGAACCUAUUAUUUAGACGAGAAAUAUCCUCGGCACCAUAAGCUGAUCGACGUCUGGAUGUAUUUCUGUAGUUUCCAACUAAUUGAAUAACUAAUUUUUU
Anthonomus grandis grandis is the source of this 12940-nucleotide messenger RNA. RefSeq names its product broad-complex core protein isoforms 1/2/3/4/5 (gene br). NCBI's taxonomy places the organism in Eukaryota, Metazoa, Arthropoda, Insecta, Coleoptera, Curculionidae. Gene Ontology annotation, molecular function: protein binding. Gene Ontology annotation, cellular component: nucleus. Gene Ontology annotation, biological process: regulation of transcription by RNA polymerase II. The record is from RefSeq and is a predicted model, not a curated record. The transcript has 9 exons. The coding region runs from base 504 to 2042 and encodes 512 amino acids.